This is a messenger RNA of Ilex paraguariensis (yerba mate), 1101 nucleotides long. The record is from the annotation of a GenBank genome assembly. Lineage: Eukaryota; Viridiplantae; Streptophyta; Magnoliopsida; Aquifoliales; Aquifoliaceae.
AUGGCUGAGUGGCAACAAUAUCUUCAAUCAAUAUUCUUAGGCUUCAUAUUUUCUUUCCUUCUCGCUAAGCUCUUCUCUGUAAUUUUCGCAUUCCGAGAAGAAAAUCUCCGCAUUGUUCGCAGCGAUUCGUUCCAAACCGAACCAAAGGGCUCAAAAAGCGAGGUCAAACCCGUUCUCGAAGAUUCGGAUAUUCGAAAUCAAGCGGAUACCUCUAGGGUUUUUGAAGAGACUGUGCCAUUGGUUGGUGGAAGAGGCGAUCAGAGUUCGGUGAUUGGUGCUGGCGAUGAUUAUGAUGAUAGUGACGAUGAUUGGGAAGGGGUUGAGAGUACUGAACUUGAUGAGGCAUUCAGUGCUGCUACGGCGUUUGUGGCCGCCACCGCCGCUGAUCGGGCAUCGCAGAAAGUGUCUCAAGAUGUGCAAUUACAGCUUUAUGGAUUUUAUAAGAUUGCCACCGAGGGUCCGUGUACUACACCUCAGCCCUCGGCCCUCAAAAUGACCGCACGCGCCAAGUGGCAAGCAUGGCAGAGAUUGGGUGCUAUUCCCCCGGAAGAAGCAAUGCAGAGGUAUAUUGCAAUUGUGACGGAGUUAUAUCCUUCUUGGGCUGCUGGUUCAACUACUAAGAGAAAAGGUGAAGGUAGUAGUGAUGUAGCAAGUGCAGAUACUAAAGGACCUAUGGGACCUGUAUUCAGCACCUUUGUUUAUGAGGAGGAAUCUGGAAAUGAUUUAAAAUUGGAUGCCAUACAUGCCUUUGCAAGGGAAGGAGAUCUGGAGAAUCUGCUUAAAUGUGUGGAAAGCGGUGUUUCAGUGGAUCAAAAAGAUAGUGAGGGUAGGACACCAUUGCAUUGGGCUGUAGAUCGCGGUCAUCUUAACAUCACAGAAUUGCUUGUAAGCCAGAGUGCUGAUGUGAAUGCAAAGGACAAUGAAGGCCAAACACCAUUGCAUUAUGCUACUGUUUGUGAGAGAGAAGCUAUUGCUGAGUUCCUUGUGAAGCAAAAUGCUGACGCAGAUAUAAAGGACAAUGACGGCAACUCUCCUAGUGAUCUUUGUGAGCUGAACUGGCCUUGGAUGCAACAUGUGGCGGCCAGUCUGACCAAUGAUUAA